Messenger RNA from Spirodela intermedia, 2401 nucleotides. The record is from the annotation of a GenBank genome assembly. NCBI's taxonomy places the organism in Eukaryota, Viridiplantae, Streptophyta, Magnoliopsida, Alismatales, Araceae.
AUGAGAGGAUCUAAGCACCAGACGGGAACUCUAACUGUGGAACCAGAGGGAGAGGACGUGGAGGAGACUUUGGCUGAGAAGAGUGGAUUCUUUGCUUGCUACCUGCUGUGUUCCUUGUGCCCUCGUUACAAGGGGCAUACUUACAUCGGGUGCCAACUAAAUCUCAUACAAGUGCCAAUUCUCUUCCCCCCCCUCCCCCCACGAAGAAAUUAUUUCGAUCCGCUUGAUAAUUUUUCUUUCCUUCUGCACAGUUUACUCUCUGACGGAUCUCUUCCUCUUCCUUUUUUUUUUCUAAGUUUCCACAAUAAAUGCUCCCUUAUGGCUCGAAGUUUUUUUCCUAUGUAAAGUAGCCUAACCAGUUUUCCUCUUAGGUAAAAUCCUUUCAAAGUUUUUUUUUCACGGAAUAUCUACACCUCGAGUUAUUCUUUCUAGGAAUGAUUUUCGCUCUCUUUCUUGCCUAUUCUUUUAUCUUGGCAACGUUAUGACGGAUUGAACUCGUGUAACAUUGUGCAUUUGCCCGGGUGAUUACCAUUCUCUGUCGUUUCAGUAGAUAUUUAUCCUCCUGAGCCCGACCAAAAGAGUAAUCAUUGAAGCAGACAGGCAACAAGAGACGAUGAUUGAUGGCAGAGAGGUUGAAUCUCUUCAGAUGUCUGUGUCUCCUCUCGUGGGUCUUACCUCACUUGGCCUAUUCCUCCAGAAACAUUGCGGGUUGACUAAAUUGUUUCAGAUUCCUCAAGAAACGUUUCCUCCAGUCCCAGAUCUUCAUAAGCUUCUGAUGUCCAGCUAAUUACAACACCAUGGUUUUCUGUAGAGAGCAAGCUUUGUGGAGAAUGAAUAAGCUAGGACGGUGGCAGUGUCUUUGUGAGAUAACUAUCCUGUGACUACAUAGACCCAUCUUAUGUGUUUAUCUGGCUCAUGCAGAUUUACGGUCAACCCCCGCCGACGAAUCAGACAACAUAAUGGGGAAAUAAGAUGUGGUGCAUGGAGGACCAAAAGUAAACGCCCUUGGGAGAUGGUACUCUGCAUACAUGGGUUUCCUUCUAAAGUGUCUGCCCUACAGGUGACCCUGCUUUCAGAUUUUUGCAUAAAUAAUUUGCAGUUUAAAUUGAAACAGCAUAAGAAGUCAUGGGAAAUCCAGGAACUGAUUUCUUUGAGUUGUUCAGUGCGUGAUUCAAUAAAAGCAUUCUCUUAUAGAUUGAUUUCUGAGCGAUUAGUAUCCGUUUUUCUUUAAUUAACAGGGUAAAUAUACCUGCCAUGGAGAAUAUUUACGUUUUGAUUCCGUCGACAGUGGGUCUGAUUCCGACAGUGAGCGUUGACUUUUGCCUCUCUUUUUUUGGUGUCAUCCUUAACUUUAUUUGACGAAAUAUCAAAACUAGAGAUCUCUCUCGAGGAAUCUCCUCUAAGACAGAAAGAAACGUGGCUAUCAUUUAUCGUGCAGCAGAACAGAAGCACUUCCAUACCAUUCACUAAACUGCAGGAUGCUGAAUUCUGCGGUUCUACUCACUCUGAAUCUAUUGAUUUAUUUAGGGUUCUUACCCUCGGUCUCUCAGUUUUUCAUUUUAUUUAAACAAUUCCUCAGUUCGAAUGGGCAUGGCAACACCCAAGGGAGUCCAAAGCUGUGAGAGAAGCAGCUUCGAGCUUCAAAUCCCUGUCCGGGCUGAUGAACAAGAUGAAGCUCGCCUACACGAUGCUCACUCUUCCUCAGUGGGAGAGGUAACGAGAUAAUACCACCCUCUUCCCCGUCAACGGCUCCAAAUCCUUGACUGCUCGUUCCUCCUCCUCCGCCAGGUUCAGUCUCUCUGUGAACUUCUUCUCCACCAAGUACACCUCGCACUCUGCCCACUGCCCCAGGUUGCCUAAGCACAUGAGGACUACUGUUCUUCCCAUGGAUGAACUCCCCUGCUACACGGAGAAUAUAACCUUCGAUGAAGACGACGAUGAUGGUGAUGAUCUAGAUCAUCGUCAUGUUCUUGAGGAGAGAGAGGAGCGUAUCGACGAACCCAUCUGCCGUCCGAAGGAUGUGGAAUCUGAUGAAGAACUGAGGAUGCAUACGUUGAAGAAGAUCCAGAGCGAAGGGGGAAAUGCGCUAGAUCAUCAUCAUGUUCUUGAGGAGAGAGAGGAGCAUAUCGACGAACCCAUCUGCCGUUCGAAGGAUGUGGAAUCUGAUGAAGAACUGAGGGCGCAUACGUUGAAGAAGACCCAGAGCGAAGGGGGAGAUGACCGCCCGAGCAGGAGAAAUCUGGGCCGGAUGGGGCGGCCAUCGCCGCCAAGAACAGCCGGCCAUGGAACUUCACUGGAGGUGAUAGAUCUCUCGACGCCGUCGAGCUGCAGAGUGGGUUCCUUCAGGAACAGUGCUUCCAUCUGCGCGGAGGUCAUCGACUUGACUGGGUCACCUUUCUGA